Molecule: messenger RNA, 1026 nt
Organism: Syzygium oleosum
Lineage: Eukaryota; Viridiplantae; Streptophyta; Magnoliopsida; Myrtales; Myrtaceae
Product: senescence-specific cysteine protease SAG39-like
Exons: 2
Coding region: 4-1026 (340 amino acids)
Cellular component (GO): lysosome
Molecular function (GO): cysteine-type endopeptidase activity
Source: RefSeq, a predicted model, not a curated record
GUCAUGGGAUGCUUCAGAAACCAAUAUUGGCUUCUACUGACAUUGAUCUUCCUUUUGGGAGCUUGGGCUCAUCAAGCUGUGGGUCGCACCCCCCAGCGAGAAGAUCCCAUGUACCAGAUGCAUGAGCUGUGGAUGGCGCGAUACGGGCGUGUGUACAAGGACAUGGACGAGAGGCAAAGCCGUUUCGAGAUAUUCAAGGCAAACAUACUACGCAUCGUGUCGUUCAAUCGGGCGGGCGACAAGCCUUACAAGCUUGGCAUCAAUCAGUUUGCCGACCUCACGAACGAGGAGUUCAAGGCGAGGAACCGAUUCAAGUCGCACAUGUGCUCCACCGAGGCUGCUUCUUUCAAGUAUGGAAAUGUCACUGCGGUGCCUUCUAGCAUGGAUUGGAGAAAGAAAGGAGCUGUGACGCCUGUUAAAAACCAAGGCCAAUGUGGAUGUUGUUGGGCUUUCUCAGCCGUGGCGGCUGUGGAAGGAAUUAAUGAAAUAACCUCGGGUAAGUUGAUCUCUCUCUCCGAGCAAGAGUUGGUCGACUGCGACAUCGGUGGCCAGGACCAAGGAUGUGAAGGUGGCUGGAUGGAUAGCGCGUUCCAGUUCAUCGAGAAACACGGCCUAACAACCGAGACAAACUAUCCCUACGUGGGCACGGAUGGCAAAUGCAAUGUCAAAUCGGAAUCGAACCGUGCUGUGAUCAUCAAGGGCUAUGAAGACGUUCCCGCCAACAGCGAGGAGGCAUUGCUAAAGGCAGUUGCCAAUCAGCCGGUUUCUGUGGCCAUCGAUGCCGGAGGAUUCGAGUUCCAAUUCUACUCUAGCGGCGUGUUCACUGGAGCUUGUGGGACCGAUUUGGACCACGGCGUUACUGCGGUUGGAUAUGGGACCAGCGAUGAUGGCACCAAAUUUUGGCUGGUGAAGAACUCGUGGGGCGAGGAGUGGGGCGAGCAAGGAUACAUAAUGAUGCAGAGAGAUGUCAGCGCUAAGGAAGGCCUCUGCGGCAUAGCCAUGAAGGCCUCUUAUCCUACUGCAUAA